Molecule: messenger RNA, 711 nt
Organism: Galendromus occidentalis (western predatory mite)
Lineage: Eukaryota; Metazoa; Arthropoda; Arachnida; Mesostigmata; Phytoseiidae
Exons: 3
Coding region: 1-711 (236 amino acids)
Source: RefSeq, a predicted model, not a curated record
AUGGGUUACCAACAGAGGAACGCGCAACCCGAAAGUUUUUGGCGUUCCCCGUGCGGCGCCAGCACCAUCGGUCCUCUGGCAGAGACUCCAGACUGGGGGAAACUCCACAACCUUCUCAGUGAGAUCAGCAUGCGUGCCGAAAUGACAAGCCGGGAAGCGGAACAGAAGAAGAAACAAUUCUUGGAAGGAACCUACAAUGACUCAUUAUACGAGGAUAUAUACCGGUCGACCCGACACAACUGGCUUCCCAGACCACCUAGGGAAUCCGAAUACGAGGACGAUUUCAACAACACCAACAUCGAAACGGCGUUCCGAAGGGUAUACGGAUACCUUCAGCACUACGCGGUGGGUCUUGAGCAGGCUACGUUGGACCAAGUGUUCGCUCACGAAGGGAAAUUCGCCAAUCUUUUUCGCGAAAUCCAAUACUCUCUCCGACUUUUCCUAUGCGACUUCGACAUGAGCAUCAGCCUACUCAGGAUCAAGAAAGAUCCGGAUGUCCUGCGGGAUGUCAUGUCGGUCGAGCAGCGCAAGCCGAUCGGGGAACACAAGAUCACCCUGCGCGACUACAUGAUCCUCCGCGACUACAUCGACAUGGUCAGCUACGUGAGCAAGCUCUUCGCCUUCUUGGCCAAGCAUCCAGAGAAGAGCCCCGCUCUCGUACUACGGGAAACGCCAGUAGAUGAAGGCUCGGCAUUCUCAAGUCUGCUUUGA